Rhizoctonia solani is the source of this 2055-nucleotide messenger RNA. RefSeq names its product alpha-amylase. The transcript is spliced from 12 exons. Gene Ontology annotation, biological process: glycogen biosynthetic process. Lineage: Eukaryota; Fungi; Basidiomycota; Agaricomycetes; Cantharellales; Ceratobasidiaceae. The record is from RefSeq and is a predicted model, not a curated record. Gene Ontology annotation, molecular function: 1,4-alpha-glucan branching enzyme activity; cation binding; hydrolase activity, hydrolyzing O-glycosyl compounds. Bases 1 to 2055 code for a protein of 684 amino acids. Gene Ontology annotation, cellular component: cytoplasm.
AUGGCCAGUGGUCCCAAGCUCACAUUUAACCCCGAUCUGAUUAUGUCGAUCGACCCCUGGUUGGAACCAAACCUGCCAGCAUUGUCAGAGCGUCGUGGUCACUUUGAUCAUGUCAAACACGACAUUCUGUCCAGCGAGGGUAGCUACGACUCGUUCACCAAGGGAUACAAGAGGUUCGGCCUCAAUGUUCAAAGUGAUAACUCGGUCACCUAUACCGAGUGGGCUCCCAAUGCGGUCGAGGCCUCCCUCAUUGGCGAUUUCAAUAAUUGGGAUCGCGGCUCUCACAAAAUGACUAAGGAUCAGUAUGGGGUUUGGAACCUCACCAUUCCCAGCAACAAUGGAGCUUGUCCGAUCCCUCACGAUUCAAAAGUUAAAAUUUCCAUGGUCCUUCCUCAUGGUGAACGUAUUGAGCGUUUGCCCGCAUGGAUUACGCGCGUCACUCAAGACCUUUCUGUCUCACCUAUAUACGAUGCUCGGUUCUGGAAUCCUCCUGCCGAGCAAGCAUAUAAAUUCAAACACCCCCGCCCACCAAAAGUUACUUCAGCCCGUAUCUACGAGGCCCAUGUUGGCAUUUCGAGUCCUGAGCCUCGGGUCGCUACCUACAAAGAAUUUACCGUCAAUACUCUGCCGCGUAUCAAGAAUUUGGGAUACAAUGUUAUCCAGCUGAUGGCAGUCAUGGAGCAUGCCUACUAUGCAUCUUUCGGUUAUCAAGUAACCAGCUUCUUCGCUGCUAGCUCACGCUACGGAACACCUGAUGAGCUGAAAGAAUUAAUUGAUACCGCUCACUCUAUGGGGAUCACUGUUCUAUUGGAUGUAGUACAUUCACAUGCCUGCAAGAACGUCCUCGAUGGAAUCAAUCAGUUCGACGGAACCGAUCACCUGUACUUCCAUGGAGGAGGUCGCGGCUAUCAUGAUUUAUGGGACAGCCGUCUAUUCAACUACUCUCAUCAUGAGGUUCUUCGUUUCUUGCUUUCUAAUCUCCGUUUCUGGAUGGAAGAGUAUCAGUUCGACGGCUUCCGAUUCGACGGUGUAACGAGCAUGAUGUACGUCCACCAUGGUAUCGGAACCGGUUUCUCUGGUGGAUAUCAUGAGUAUUUUGGUCCUGGUGCCGAUAACGAGGCGAUUGUCUACUUGAUGAUUGCCAACGAUAUGCUCCACCAAUUGUACCCUGAGGUUAUCACUAUCGCAGAAGAUGUAUCAGGCAUGCCUUUACUCUGCGUUCCCAUUGAGAAAGGCGGUAUGGGUUUCGAUUACCGCCUCGCCAUGGCUGUCCCCGAUAUGUGGAUCAAGCUUCUCAAAGAAAAGAGUGACGAUCAAUGGGAUGUCAACGACAUCGUGCAUACUUUGACCAACCGACGAUACCGCGAGAAGACUGUCUCGUACGCCGAAAGCCACGAUCAAGCACUUGUCGGUGACAAGACUCUUGCAUUCUGGUUGAUGGAUAAGGAAAUGUACGACUUCAUGUCUGAUCUCACCCCGAUGACACCCAUCAUCGAACGUGGUCUAUCACUGCACAAGAUGAUCCGCUUACUCUCACACACGUUGGGUGGUGAAGGGUACUUGAACUUCGAGGGUAACGAAUUUGGUCAUCCCGAGUGGCUUGAUUUCCCCCGCGAGGGGAAUGGUAAUUCGUUCUGGUAUGCCCGACGCCAGUUCAACGUUGUCGAUGAUGCACUCCUCCGCUACAAGUACCUCAACAACUUCGACUCGGCGAUGAACCACACCGAGGAAAAGUAUGGAUGGAUUAACUCUGAACCCGCUUACGUCUCGCUCAAGAACCAGGACGACAAGGUCAUCGUCUUUGAACGUAAUGGCCUCGUGUUCGCAUUCAACUUCCACCCCACCCAAUCGUUUGCGGAUUACCGAAUUGGUGUUGAGGUCGAAGGAAGAUACCGUCCCGUACUCACUACAGAUGAGAAGCGAUUUGCGGGACAAGACCGUAUCGACUACAACACUGAUCACUUUACGACGCCUUUGGGAUGGAACAAUCGCAGGAACUGGAUGCAUAUUUACCUCCCUUCGCGCACCGCUAUCGUCUUUGCCAAGCAAGAUUAA